Messenger RNA from Ruditapes philippinarum (Manila clam), 1650 nucleotides. Its product is annotated as E3 ubiquitin-protein ligase TRIM71-like. Gene Ontology annotation, molecular function: ubiquitin-protein transferase activity; zinc ion binding. The record is from RefSeq and is a predicted model, not a curated record. Gene Ontology annotation, biological process: positive regulation of DNA-templated transcription. Bases 106 to 1650 code for a protein of 514 amino acids. Lineage: Eukaryota; Metazoa; Mollusca; Bivalvia; Venerida; Veneridae. Gene Ontology annotation, cellular component: nucleoplasm; chromatin. The transcript has 3 exons.
ACGUGUGAUACGGCAAAACUUGAUAACCUAUAUUCAACGUUAACAACGGCCAUUAAUAUCAAACCGAAACAAGAAUAUAACUUCUUUUAGGACAAGGACUGUAAAAUGGCUGAAGGAGCCGGAACACAGUUAUUGAAAGAUGGUUCUGAUGCUGACUUUGAACUCACAUGCACACCUUGUGGAGAAGACAAUAUAAGAGAAGAGGCUAUCAAAUAUUGUCCUGAAUGCCAAGAGUACCUUUGUAUCACUUGUAAUCAGCAUCAUGGUCGGCUAAAGGCUACAAAGAGGCAUGUGGUUGUUGAUAAGGAUGCUGCCAAACAAUGCUUAGUUGUUGCCAAGGCCAAAUGCUAUUACCACCCAGAUCGUGACAUUGAAAUGUACUGCAAAACACAUGACAUGGUUUAUUGUGUUAUGUGCAUUGCUACAGAACAUAGAUUGUGUGAGGGCGUAAACAAAAUAGAGGCCGUGUCUAAAUCGUGUGUAAAUCAGACAGAGAUUCAACAAUUGUUAGACGAAACAAAGAAGACAAAAGACGUCUUGAGUACCACGGUAAUUAAACAUAAUGAUAAUCUUACAUCCAUUGAUCAGCAGCGGAAGGUAAUCCAAGAAAAACUUGACAGUACUGAAAUGAAGUUGAUUGAGCAAAUCUGUCAAAUAAAGAUAAAAACAGAAGAUUCUUUAAAUGAGAAGCAUGCCUCCUUGAAGGAAAAACUCAAUUUGAGCAUCGGCCAGUCUUCUUGCAAAAUAAAGGAGUUAAAAGAAAGUGAAGAGCAGCUGCAAACAAUUACCAAACUUGAUAAAGAACAACAAUUUGUUCACAUAAAAUUGAUGAAGAAAGCUGCUACAGACGCCUUCAAUUUAGAAGCAAGCAUUGGGUCUGAUGGUACAAUGUCAAUUUCUUUCACAGGUGACGAACAGUUGAAAAGUUUAGUCAUGGCAGCAAAUUCUUUGGGUCAGGUGAUAUCAAACAAUGGUGCCAAGAAAGUUUCUGAACCAAAACACUACAAAAUAAAGUCGAAGAGAGAAGUCUAUGUGAGAAUGGAUAACGAUGCAUCACAAUGUAAAAUAGCAGAUAUUUGCCAACUCACUGAUGGGCAGAUUCUUGUAGCUGAUUAUCAGAAUAAGAAAGUCAAACAACUGGGUGUAAACUACAAAAUAUCAAACACAUGUGACCUUGAUGCUUCCCCUACAGGUAUAUGCUGUAUCAGUAAAAACGAAAUAGCUGUGAAAAUGGCUAACAAUAAAAUCCAGUUUAUCUCAAUUGGAUCAUCAAAUAUGGCAAGGACAAGAGUUAUUUCAAUAGAGGGUGGAAUUUAUUGUGGAAUAUUAUAUUUUGACAAGGAAAUAUGGAUUUCUAGAGCAAGUGGCAUUGAUAUAUACAAUAUAUCAGGAACACUUACGAAAAAGAUAGGUGAUAAUGAGUCACCAAAGAAGAAAUUUAAAUCAACCUCUGUUCAACAUAUGGCUGUUUCGGGUGACACGGUUAUUGUGACAGAUUACUCUGACGGUGCUGUGUGUUUGAAUAAGGAUGGUACAGUUUUAAGAGAACUUCGGGAUCAAAAGCUGAUUAAAACUCGAGGUGUUUGUGUAGCUGAUGAUGGCACUGUCUUCUUGUGUGGUUAUACUUCCAAUAAUAUUGUGAUAGUUUAG